Molecule: messenger RNA, 1029 nt
Organism: Brenthis ino (lesser marbled fritillary)
Lineage: Eukaryota; Metazoa; Arthropoda; Insecta; Lepidoptera; Nymphalidae
Source: the annotation of a GenBank genome assembly
AUGAUGUGUCGAAAAUAUUUCAACAGUGAAAUGGGAAACGAUGAGAGCCCCAAGGCGUCAGUGGAUCGGCGAUCGCGGAGUAGAUUGAAGUCCACUAGAAGUCAGCGUCGUGGUGAUAGCAGUCGCAGUGUGCGAAGCCAUGCGAACCACCAUCACCAGACCCGCAGUGGUCGCUCGCCCAGCCGACGGUCGCGCAGCCGUAUGUGUGUGCAGUCACGCAGUCGCGCUGAUCAUCGCAGGCACAGUCGUGCCAACUACCGGACGCGCAGCCGCAGCAGCCACCGAUCGCUAAGUCCUACCAGUCACCGUUCACGCAGCCGACCUGUACACAGCAGGGCCGUGCAGCGUGGCCAUACUGAAACCAGCCAGAUGCAACGGCAACAACAGCAAAGGUCUCCCCGACAAGUUUUAACACCAGACAGCGCAGUAAGUCUUAUUAGAAUGUCAGAUGUAGAAAGUUUAAAUGUCGAAUGGAUUCCUGAUAAUUCGAUACCACCUCUGAUAGGAUUUGGCAACUCAAUGGUUAAACCAAUAGGUAAAUUUUUGGCUACAGUUAAAAUUGAUCAUGCUAGUGCUUUGGUAGAACUGGUUAUCGUACCGGAUGAAGUACUGAAAGAGCCGUUGCUAAUUGGUAGAUCAUUUACUGAACAACCUCACAUAAUGGUUGAAAAGGAUAAUGUAAUGUUGAAAAUAUUCUCAAAUGAAAUAGCACCAACACGUAUUAAGUAUAACCUUAAUUGCUCCAAAGAUACGAUAAUUGACGGACUGACAUUAGUAGAAUUUAGCACAGACCCUUCAUUUACGGGCGAUGUUUAUAUUGAGGGCAGCAAUAGGUUCAAAAAUGGGGAAGAACACUAUCUGGUACAAGGAUUGUUUUCCAUUGUCAAUGGUCUAGAUAAAUGUGAUAAGAUACCAAAGCUGGAAUCACAUCCACAACUAUCGGCGAAAAGAUGCUCAACGCUGAUUGAUGGCGCGUUGACUCCUGAGCGACCUUCGGCGGCAGAACUAUCUGGUCUUCUGGAUCCGGAC